Molecule: messenger RNA, 1530 nt
Organism: Cynoglossus semilaevis (tongue sole)
Lineage: Eukaryota; Metazoa; Chordata; Actinopteri; Pleuronectiformes; Cynoglossidae
Gene: adat3
Product: adenosine deaminase tRNA specific 3
Exons: 2
Coding region: 152-1186 (344 amino acids)
Cellular component (GO): nucleus; cytoplasm
Molecular function (GO): tRNA-specific adenosine-34 deaminase activity
Source: RefSeq, a predicted model, not a curated record
ACCUGUCUGCAGCCGGGGCGCAGCUGGGACAGACGCUGACUCGGGGAAACAGAGUUUCACUGACUUUUAGACACGUGCCGAAGGUCGUUAGGACGAAGCUGGUUCUGGGAAGGAAGUGAGAAGAGACUGAGCUGACCUGAGAACGUUAACGAUGGAGCCGCAGGUGAAGCGUUUGAAAGGCUCGCUGUACGACUCCGACUCAUGGACGGCACUUCCUGUCCUGUCGGACGACCAGUCACAGGACAUCCAGCUGGUCCAGGCCUACGCCGCGCCCAUCGUCAACAAGAGGGAGACGUCACGGCUCGUCCGGGAGCUGAACCUCCGGUACCCGCUCGCUGGCCUGCAGCACAUCAAGAGGGUGCGUGCGUGUAAGGAGAAGGGCAGUCCUCACCCUCUGGAGGUGCUGGUGUGUCUGGUCAGUCAAGUGCCAGACUCAAAGGACGCCACCACCGACUCCCUGUUCUCCUCCGAGGGAGUGCGGCCCGAUGGACUGGGUGAACUCUUCGUGGUUCAGGUCCCCUCACGCCCCCCCCUCACCAGACCUCAGUUUGAACUGGCCAGCAAACACUGGCCCACGUCCUUUCACGAGGACAAACAGGUGACGGUCGCCCUGAAGGGGGAGCUGUUCAGCUCGGCUCAGAAAGCUAACAUGCACGGUCACAUGAUGUCUGCGGUCGCUGCUGCCAGAGCUGCUCAGGAGCUGGGGAUGGAGGCGGUGGGGGCCGUGGUGGUUGACUCUGCGACGCAGAGGGUGGUUGCCGUGGGUCACGACUGCAGACGAGACCACCCGCUGCACCACGCCGUCAUGGUCUGCAUUGACCUGGUGGCCCGGAGCCAGGGGGGGGGCUGUUACUCCUUUGACAAAUAUCCUGAAUGUCGGUUCACGGCACCAGAAUCAUCCCACGAUGACCGCGUUUGUGACUCAAACACAGGCUCGCAGCCUUACAUAUGCACCGGCUAUGACCUUUAUGUGACCCGAGAACCGUGUAUCAUGUGUGCCAUGGCACUGGUCCACUCCAGGAUUGGCUGCCUCUUCUAUGGCACCAGCUCUGCUGACGGGGCCUUGGGGACUAAGUUCAAAAUCCACUCUCUGAAGGAUUUGAACCAUCGCUUCGAGGUCUACAGAGGAGUGUUGAGGUCACAGUGUGAGGAUCUGAACAGAAACAGGAAGGAUUUAGAAAACUAACCUUUAAUCCAGGGUUCUUUUUAAAAAAACAGUUCCUGUGCCAUCGGUUCUUUUUUUAUAAUUGCUGUAAAGUUUCUGCCCAUGUUUUAAAUUCCAUUAAAUUUUUUUACUUUAAUUUCAUUCUCAGAUCAUUAUCGUGGGUUGUCACAGAAACAGGAAUAUUCAAAGUAAAGAGCUGAAUACACACUGUACUGCAGUACAACAUGCUGAGUAAUACUUGGUGUACUAUAGCAGAAAUGUAACAAAGUGAACCAGAGACGCUCUUAAUGAUUUGUCUCAACCUCACAUGAAUGUUUAUUACAUCAUACAGAACCAAACAUUAACAAAUAAAACAAAAAAAAAAA